This is a messenger RNA of Melanaphis sacchari, 837 nucleotides long. Its product is annotated as ATP synthase subunit b, mitochondrial-like. The transcript has 5 exons. Gene Ontology annotation, biological process: proton motive force-driven ATP synthesis. The record is from RefSeq and is a predicted model, not a curated record. Gene Ontology annotation, molecular function: proton transmembrane transporter activity. Lineage: Eukaryota; Metazoa; Arthropoda; Insecta; Hemiptera; Aphididae. Bases 1 to 837 code for a protein of 278 amino acids.
AUGUUAUCCAGAUUUGCUCUACAUUCAAAACUAUUCCGAGUAGCAGCACCAAUUUAUAAUAGGGUUAGGUUAGGUAACCUAACCAAACAAGCAGUCCCUACCAAGUUGAAUAAGUCAAUCAUAGUAUCAGGGUUUCCUAAACCCAAUGGACAUCCUCAACAGAAUCCCUAUGACGGACCGGAACGUGAUCUUGAGAAUUUCCCUAGAAUGGUGAGGUUAGAAGAACCUGCCAAAACAAGAUAUCUUUUUGUACCGGAAGGAUGGUUUGAAUAUUUCUAUAAAAAAACCGGAGUUACCGGUCCAUAUGUUUUAGCUGCUGGUGUGACUACUUUUUUACUCAGCAAAGAGAUUUGGGUAGUGGACCAUGAGUUCUCUUAUGUAUUUGCAACCAUAGGCCUAUUUUAUAUGGGAUGGAAAAAAAAAAUUGGAUCUUCUAUAGCUAAUUUUCUCGAUAGAGAAAUUGAUGAAUACGAAAAAUCAUGUAAUGAUAGUCGUCAAAAUGAAGUUGACAAUUUAAAUAAAUGCAUUGAACGGCAAAAACGAGAAAUAUGGAGAACUGAAGCUCAAAAACAUUUAAUACUUGCAAAACGAGAAAACAUAGCCAUUCAGUUAGAAGCUGUGUACCGUGAACGAGCUCAAAAAAAAUACAACCGAAUAAAAACACAUUUGGAUUACCAAGUGGAGUUGACUAACUUGACACGUUCAGUACAACAAAGGCACAUGGUGAACUGGAUCAUUGAAAAUGUUCAUAAGCCAUUAACAAAUGAACAAGAAAAGCAAAAUUUUAAAAACUGCAUGGCUAGUUUAGAAGCAUUAGCUGCAAAAGAAAAAAUCUAA